Aspergillus melleus is the source of this 1866-nucleotide messenger RNA. RefSeq names its product glutathione S-transferase family protein. The transcript has 8 exons. Lineage: Eukaryota; Fungi; Ascomycota; Eurotiomycetes; Eurotiales; Aspergillaceae. The record is from RefSeq and is a predicted model, not a curated record. Bases 1 to 1866 code for a protein of 621 amino acids. Gene Ontology annotation, cellular component: cytoplasm.
AUGGACAAUUCAGAGCCCCUGCAUUCCCUCGAUAUUCCGCGCCCGCUUGCCCCAGACUCGCUGUCUUGCGUUGCGGAAGACGCGUCGACGUUGGCCGCGGCGCAGGAACUGGAACAACAGCCCCAGUCGAUUCAAGGACACGCGACCAGCGACAACGCCGUGGAUGCGCACUCUCUACCACCCUUGCAUCUGGAUUCUGCUAGCAUCGACCCAUACGCAUCGCAGCAAUUGGAGGGAAAUGGAGAUCAUCUGUCCCGAACGGCAGAACCAUACAGCGCCCUCUCGCGCGAUGAAGUCACUGCCUCACUGCAACAGCGACACCAGACCGAAACCGAGAACGAUGUGUCGAUCUUCGCGUCGAAAGAGAACGGGUACCUCCGCGAUAUGAUGUCGGUGUUAGAUCCGCCGGACCUGGACCUAUGGAGGGAACGGCUCUUCAACGUCGACGAAACCCUUGUCCUAAGCGAAGAGCAAUUCCGAACCUAUUUCCCACAUGUCGAUAAUGUCUACUCGCAUCGAUCUACACAGCACUACAAGCGCAAGCCCCUGGUUUCCCACUACUGGGACUGUCGACUCAAAGGCCGACCUCCCGGAACCCCCAAGUCCGACGACCCCAACAAGAAGAAACGGAAACGCACCGCCCGACAGCGCGACCUCUGCGAUGUCAAGAUCAAGAUCACCGAGUACUUCCCGGCCUACGGCGAGAUGAUCGGUCCGGAUGCUAUCGCUCAUGGAUUGGAGACGCCGACGCUAUCGUCGGAGUCGCUGCCAGGCGUGAACACGUUAUACCCGGGUCGGGGGCAUUUGGGCGUCGAGCAGCAGUCGAGUUCUCAAGACAACCAGCCGUUCGGGGUUCUCACGCCCAAUCCGCCCUUGCCCGAGGGCCAUCCGGGGGCCAACGGACAGCGGUUUUUUACAGUCCAGCGCGUCAAUGGGAACGGAGCCAAUGGCAAGAACGACGGGGUGGGCGGAGGCCACCGCCAUAGCUUGGAAGAAAGCGACCGGGUGAAAAAGAACAGUGUGCAGCGAUAUCUGUUGAAGGAGGCCAAAGAGCAGAAGAAAGCGACGGCUCGAACGAUGUCGGCUCAGAACCAGCAAUCGCAGAGGACGUACCACACCAAGGCCACCGGCCAAGCCGCCGUGACCGCAGCAGAGCAUGCAGGAGAUCAUGAGCUGAAACUGUAUGGCAGUUGCUUCUGUCCUUUUGUGCAGCGUGUUUGGAUCGCCCUUGAGGCCAAAGGUAUCCCCUACCAGUACAUUGAAGUCGACCCGUAUCAGAAACCACCCGAGCUACUGGAGGUGAAUCCAAGAGGGCUUGUUCCUGCCUUGCGCCAUGGCAACUGGGGAUCGUAUGAAAGCUCGGUAUUGAUGGAAUAUCUCGAAGACCUGAAUGUCGGCCCGCCUCUUCUCCAGGGCAACGCACAAUUGCGCGCUCACUGUCGACUCUGGACAGAUUUUAUCAACCGCCAUGUUGUGCCCAAUUUCUAUCGCGUUCUCCAAGAACAGAACGACCAGAAACAGAUCCUGAAUGCGCAGGAGCUCAAAGACGCGCUGGCCACGUUGGUUUCUGCCGCGAAUCCGGAGGGACCUUUCUUUUUAGGCCCGAAUCUCUCUUUUGUGGAUGUUCAGAUAGCGCCCUGGGUUCUUCGGCUGAGCCGCGCCCUCAAGCCGUACCGUGGCUGGCCGGACCCCGAAGCAGGCAGUCGCUGGGCCACUUGGGUCAACGCCAUCGAAGAUAACGAGCACAUCAAAGCGACCGUGAGCACUAAUGAGCUCUACCUUGAUAGUUAUGAAAGAUAUGCCCAGAACCGUCCCAACACUUCUCAGCUUGCAAAUGCGAUCAACUCCGGAAGAGGCCUUCCGUAA